Molecule: messenger RNA, 528 nt
Organism: Hansenula anomala
Lineage: Eukaryota; Fungi; Ascomycota; Saccharomycetes; Phaffomycetales; Wickerhamomycetaceae
Exons: 1
Coding region: 1-528 (175 amino acids)
Source: RefSeq, a predicted model, not a curated record
AUGGACAGAAUACGGCUUAAUAUCCAGACUACCAACAGGCAAGCUCAACCUCAGACCACCAGCAACAACCUUCAACAGCAUACCAAUUUCAUCAUCAACAACUUCAACAGCAACAACAACCAUCAUGUUCAAUAUACUGCUGCUAGAAACAACAUCAAAUCCGUCAACAAUAGUUUUUAUUUAUCCUAUUUCAAAAGACUUGGUAUUCAUGAUGGUUCAAUUCAAUUGAUUGGUUCAUCUAUUGGAGAUUAUACAAAACUUCUCAUCCCGUUGAUGCAAAACCUUUCAAAGUCAUCACAACCAUUUCUCAAUUUUGAUCUGAUUGAACAAUUUCCUAAUCAAGAUAACUGUUGGAUGCCAAAAUCAAACUGUUGUUAUGUUUCACAUGAAUUUUUGAUGAAUGUACUAUUGUUGAGUAAUGUGGUGGAAAAAGAUCAAAGACAAAAGAUCUGUCACCCCAUGAAGAGUGACCGUCCAGACCACACAUAUUACUGGGAGCUCACACCAUCACAAGCUAAAACCAGGUAG